GUUGGAUCAGACAGCUUGGCUCAGACGGAACAGUGGAUUUUCACCGAUGGCACGCCUGUAAAUAUGUCAGGUGGCCUUUGGGAUGAAAGCGAACCAUCGGGACCCCCGGAGAACACCGGAAGUGUGAAUCCAGCAAACGGCAAGAUGAACGACAUGGUGAACGAUCAUAGCUCGCCCUCGGCCUGUCAGUACGUGGGCAAAAAUCUGGCUCCCGAUUACAACGGCGUCAUCCAGGCAACCACAGGGACGUUCACAGCAGACCUUGGACUGUUCUACGCCGUCACGUCGGUGAUGCUGAUUCUUCAGGACGAGCUCGGUGAAGACAUUGAGGUGACCGUAUCAUCCACUCGCGAACCUGGGCCACCGGGUACGGAGCAGCGGUGCACAGUGGUACCCAGCAGGUAUCAGUACCCGGACGUCGCCCGCCAGUACAGCUGCGAGGCUGCACGAGUGGGCCGGUUCGUGCGCGUGCGGCGCGCCAUCACCCCGCUCACCCUGGCCGGUCUGAAGGUGAUGGGGUCGUGGGCGACCCACGCUGCAGUGCUGAGCCCUGAGCUCUAA
This is a messenger RNA of Pollicipes pollicipes, 561 nucleotides long. RefSeq lists its product as uncharacterized. Bases 64 to 561 code for a protein of 165 amino acids. The transcript has 5 exons. The record is from RefSeq and is a predicted model, not a curated record. Lineage: Eukaryota; Metazoa; Arthropoda; Thecostraca; Pollicipedomorpha; Pollicipedidae.